UCAUUCUCACCUUUUUUGACUCAGGUUUCGAUAUGGUUAAUACCUUUGCGCUACUUUCGUAGCAUUAUCGAUGCGGUAUAAUACAAUUUAAUGAAUUUUAUAUCUGGUUAAUCGACUCCGAUGACAGAAUCGGGGCGAAUCAAGGAUGAAGAAGACGAAGAUAGCUUAGUGAAUCGCAACGUGAUGCAAUCGACGUCAGUGAUUAUCAACAUGGAAUUACAAAGCAUCAUCCGUUAUCGUACUUGUCGCCUUCGGUCGCAUUUAACACAAUUGCCACGUAUAUGCUCGUAAACUUGUAACUGCCAGUAGCUACAAUCAUGUCGAGUAAUGCCGAGCAGAGUAUCUCACCACCACCAAAUAAAAAGCUGAUGGAUAAUUCAAUAUGGAUGACACUGGAAGAGAAAUUGAUUUAUUAUGAAGAAAUCUAUGUUGUCUAAAACAUGGAAUCGAACCUUUUAUGGAAAGUUUCAUUUUCGAAGAUUCAGUUGAAAUUAUCUGCGCAAACGUGUCGGAGCAAGCGCAUCAUGUAUCCAGAGCUAAACGGGGACAAGCUAUAGGCAGUAUUCGUGGUUUUCGAGGUUGCACAGUAUGGCUAACUGGUCUCUCUGGUGCUGGCAAGACUUCCAUCUCGUUUCAAAUGGAAGCGAUUUUGGUGAAUCAUGGUAUUCCUGCCUAUGGUCUAGAUGGCGACAAUGUUAGGAGUGGUCUAAAUCGCAAUCUAACCUUUAGUAAGCAAGAUAGAAAAGAAAAUAUUAGAAGAGUGGCUGAAGUAGCAAAACUUUUCGCCGACAGCGGACAAAUAUGUCUCUGCAGCUUCGUGUCACCUUUUGAAGAAGAUAGACAGAUGGCAAGGCAGAUUCAUAAAGAAGCUGACUUGCCCUUCUUCGAGAUAUUUGUAGAUACACCCUUGCAAAUUUGUGAAGCUCGCGACACUAAAGGCCUUUACAAGAAAGCGCGGCAGGGUACCAUUAAAGGUUUCACCGGCAUCGAUCAAAUGUACGAGAGACCCACGAAACCUGAUUUAAUUGUAAAGACCGAGAAUUGCACUCCUGAGGAGUCUGCUUCGACUGUAAUUGAGCUUUUAAAGAUGCACCGCAUCAUUCCGCCGUUUAUAAAACCAUCAGAUCUGAUCAAGGAGCUCUUUGUUCCGGAUUCUAAGCUAGCUUCUAUGAAAAUGGAAGCAGAAACUCUACAAUGCGUGGAGAUUAAUGAACUCGACGUGCAAUGGCUACAAGUUUUAGCAGAAGGAUGGGCGACACCAUUAACAGGUUUUAUGAGGGAACAUCAAUACCUUCAGACUCAACACUUACGAUGUUUGCUCGAAGAUGGCAAAGAAGUGAACCAAUCGGUGCCAAUUGUCCUUGCAAUAAGCACGAUUGAUAAGAACCGUUUGGAAAAUUCUCUUGCUGUGACCUUGAGGCACAAACAGAAAGUUUUGGCCAUUCUACGAAGACCGGAAUUUUAUUUCCAUCGAAAAGAGGAGCGUUGCAGUUGGCAGUUUGGCACUAACAACUUAGGUCAUCCCUAUGUCAGGAUGAUUUAUGAUUCCGGCGACUGGUUGAUGGGUGGCGACCUCGAAGUGUUGGAGAGGAUCAAAUGGCAUGACGGACUCGACAAAUACAGACUCACGCCAAAUGAGAUACGUGCCAGAUGUCGAAAAAUGAAAGCUGACGCAGUAUUUGCUUUCCAGUUAAGAAACCCCAUUCACAAUGGUCAUGCGCUUCUUAUGCAGGAUACAAAAAGACUGUUGUUGGAGGAGCGUGGUUUUAAAAAUCCUGUGCUGCUGCUACAUCCGCUAGGAGGCUGGACGAAAGAAGACGAUGUAUCCUUAUACACCAGGAUCCUGCAGCAUAAAGCAGUUCUAGACGAAGGUGUGCUGGAUGCUAAUUCUACGUUACUAGCCAUCUUUCCCAGCCCGAUGAUGUAUGCUGGACCAAUUGAGGUGCAAUGGCACGCAAAGGCUAGGAUGAAUGCUGGCGCCAAUUUUUACAUCGUAGGUAGGGAUCCUGCGGGUAUACCACACCCAAACAAAGAUGCCACGCCUGACGGCAAUUUGUAUGAUCCCACUCAUGGCGCCAGAGUACUCUCCAUGGCCCGAGGUCUUCAUAACCUCGAGAUCAUUCCAUUUAAAGUGGCUGCUUAUGAUACACGGAAUGGUAAGAUGACGUUCUUCGAACCUGAACGAAAGCAAGAUUUUGAGUUUAUUUCGGGAACAAAGAUGCGAGGAUUAGCAGAGACAGGCCAGAAUCCUCCGGAUGGUUUCAUGGCACCUAAAGCAUGGCAAGUACUUGUACAAUACUAUCAAAAUUUAGACAAAAAUUAAAAUUUGAACUCUAAUGAGUGUUAAAAGUUUGAUCUUCAGACGAUUUUUAAUGAAUUUUGACGAACCUUAAUUUGAAGUUUAGCUACUGACAUAUUUAAGAAAAUAUGAGAGAAAAAAAGAAAGAAGUAUCCUUUCCUCUCUAUCAAAGAUUUGAGAAAUUUGAAAAAUCAUUUCAGAAGUAACUUAAAAAAUAAACUCAGAUUAAAAAAAAAAGAUAGUGCGGUUAAUUCAGAAUAGCUUGUACAAAGAUCGUUUUUUUUUUUGUAAAGAAAAUCACGGUUAUAAAACUAAGUUAUAUUUAGGCAGAUACAAUUCGUUUAUCUGAUUCAUGUUUAUCAGAGCAUUAAUAUAUUAUUUUA
Messenger RNA from Acromyrmex echinatior (Panamanian leafcutter ant), 2682 nucleotides. RefSeq names its product 3'-phosphoadenosine 5'-phosphosulfate synthase (gene Papss). The record is from RefSeq and is a predicted model, not a curated record. Gene Ontology annotation, molecular function: sulfate adenylyltransferase (ATP) activity; ATP binding; adenylylsulfate kinase activity. Gene Ontology annotation, biological process: sulfate assimilation; 3'-phosphoadenosine 5'-phosphosulfate biosynthetic process. NCBI's taxonomy places the organism in Eukaryota, Metazoa, Arthropoda, Insecta, Hymenoptera, Formicidae.